AUGAGAAUCAGCAUUUUAAAAUUUGUUUUUUUUUCAAUUAUUAUUUGUUCUUUUGAAUAUGUCAAAAAUGAACUAUACUUUGUAAACGAUAGAGGGAUAUACCUUGAAAGGGAUGUAAUAAACUUCAAAAAUAAUAAGAUAUUAGCAGAUGUAGAUAACCAAUUUGAUUUUAAUGAAUUUUAUGAAUCAACUUUGAGUCUCGCAAGCCAACUUGGUGAUUGUAUUGAAGGUAACAAAGAAAUAGCAUACCUCCAAAGUAUUAUAGACUCACAUAUAAAGAAGCAUAAAGAAAAUAAUACAUUACCCGAUUUAAAUAAUGUAGAUAAGAAAACUAAAAAGUUAAUUGAUCAACUUCGAAAAGAAUUAGAAGAAAUAAAAAAAGAGCUUAAUAAUAAAAGGAGUAGUGAAGUAGAAAUACAACCGAUAAAAGAUAAAAUAAUAACAAAAAAAAAUAAAAAUAAUUCUGUAUCAGAACAAGAAGACUUUAAACAAUUGGAAAAUGAAGGAAAUUUCUUGGAGAUUAACGAUGAUAAUUUUAAAGAUGAAUAUAAUGAAAUUACAUCAAGUAGUAAUUAUAAGAAAUUAAAAAUUAAUCGAAAGUUAAAAAAAGAAAAUAAAAAAUUAGUUAAGAAGUUUAUGGUGUUUAUGGUAUCUCAUUUUGUCAUAUUAGGAUCAGGAGGGGGGUACUUAAUAUUACUAGUUAUACCGUGUAUGAUUUCCGUAAUUAAGAACUGUUGGAAAUCCCUUAAAUUAUCCUUUAAAAAAUCAGAAAUAUAA
Molecule: messenger RNA, 777 nt
Organism: Plasmodium berghei ANKA
Lineage: Eukaryota; Apicomplexa; Aconoidasida; Haemosporida; Plasmodiidae
Product: fam-b protein
Exons: 2
Coding region: 1-777 (258 amino acids)
Source: RefSeq, a predicted model, not a curated record